UGUCUGGGAACAUGGCGCCCACCAAAGUACAGCACGUUGUGGCUGAUGCAGGUGCUUUUCUUAGGAACGCAGCUCUUCAGAAUAUCGGAACAAACAUCUACACCGUGCGGGAGGUUGUGAGUGAGAUCAGGGACAAGGCGACCAGGAGGCGGCUGGCUGUUCUGCCCUAUGAGCUGCAGUUCCAAGAACCUAGCCCAGAGAAUAUACAGCACGUGACUGAGUUCUCUAAAAAGACAGGAGACUAUGCCAGCCUUUCAGCCACAGAUAUCAAGGUUCUUGCUCUCACGUACCAACUGGAGACUGAGCAUGUUGGGAAGGAACACCUCAAGGCAGAACCCUCUCAGAAGGUCUCUAUCAGAUCCACAUCCCAGCACCCAGAGGCUCCUGUUAAUGUUGCAGGGUUUCAUUUCCCCUCUAAGGCCACAAAUAAAAAGGAUUGUUCAACAAGGGAACCAACUGAAGAAAACCCUGAUAAUCUGAGUUCAGAAAAUACUGAGUUUGACUCUUUCUUGUUCUGGAGAAGCCCUUUACCCAGCAUAGAGGAUGACCUGUUGGAGCUGAUGCAGAAUGCCCAAGUUGUGUCUGUGACCCCAAAUGCUGAGCAAGAAGCAACUCCUGUAGGUCUGAUAGAUAAGUGCCAUGCUUUAGAGGAAUUACCAGAUGCUGGGACAUCCAGUGAGGAAGAAGAAAAUGAUGAUCAAGGUUGGAUCACACCUAGCAACAUUAAACAAAUCCACCAAGACAUGGCAGUAAGAGAGGCCCCUGUUAAUGUUGUUGUUGGCUGUCUGACAACAGACUUUUCUAUGCAGAAUGUUCUCAUUCAGAUGGGGCUGCACGUGUUGGCUGUUGAUGGAAUGCUGAUUCGGCAAACAAGAAACUACAUCUUGCGUUGUCAUGGCUGUUUCAUGACUACCUCUGAUAUGUGCAAGACUUUCUGCCCUAAAUGUGGAAAUCCAACUCUAAAGAAGGUAGCUGUGUCUGUAAGUGAGGAUGGCAGUGUCCACAUGCACUUAUCCAAAAACCCCAAAGUGCUCAAUUCUCGUGGAAUGAGGUAUUCUCUGCCAGCCCCACAAGGUGGAAAGCAUGGUAAAAAUCCAUAUCUAGUGGUGGACCAGCGGUUUCCACAGGAGCGCCAGUCUAAGAAAGCUAGAGCCAAGACUGAUGUCUUUAACCCAGAUUACAUAGCAGAGGUAUCACCCUUUGCUGAGAAUGACAUUUACAGCCGUGCUGCUAAUCUUCAGAUCCGCGAUGGAGCCCUGGGAGCUGGCCGCAGACGCAUCAAUCCCAACACUCCCAGAAAAAAGGGUGUAAAGCAAAGAUGAGCAACCCACACAUUACACAGGAUCAGUUGGCUGGACUGGGGGCUUCUCUCUUAUCCAAAGAGAGGAAACAUAUUUAUUGGAAAAUCUCCUUGUUUUUUACUGUUGAAGUUCCUGUGAUUUUGUGUUCAGCUUCAGGAGUGCCAGUUUUUGUACAUGAAGCACGAAAAAAAAAAAAAGAGUAAUAACAAGAGCUUGUUAUUUUCAGAUGUUCUUAAGAUUUAUCGAAGCAAUUGAGUUUACAUCUGGACUGUUUUAUUAUUGAAUAUUAAUUCUUCGGACUAUAUUCCAGCAUUGCCAUAUCUAUUUCUAAUGGCAAUAUUUAGAGAUGAAAAAGUGAUUGUUUAUUUUGCCUCUUUUCUGUAUCUCCAGUAAAUUACUGACUUGCCUUGCAGUUUUAGCCUUGCCUGUCUGGCACAACAGUACUUGCUAUGUCAAAUACUUUUCUAUUAUAAUCCCUUUAAAAGAACAGUUCAGUGUAAAAAUGAAACUGGGUAAAAUAGAAAUACUAAUAUUUCUAAUAUACUGUUUAUACUCGAGUAUAAGCCUAGUUUUUCAGCACCCAAAAUGUGCUGAAAAAAGUCACCCUCGGCUUAUACUCGAGUCGGGUGCCAUGGGUCCCUCUAGACUUGCACCCUCUCUCCUUUGUGUGCAAAUUAGGCCACCCACAACCAGACCCUCCAGUGCCCUGGCCUAGGCUCCCACUAGCAAUACUUAUUUCCCCUUACAUCCCUCCGGGACAGGGUCUGCUGCCAGUUUGCCAAUGUGCAAUGAGCGUGGGGUAGUACUCAUAUUGUUUUUGUUGACCCUCUGUUACUGUUUUUCUUUUGAAAUAAAUAUUGAAUAACAUAUACCCCA
Xenopus tropicalis (tropical clawed frog) is the source of this 2177-nucleotide messenger RNA. RefSeq names its product NIN1 (RPN12) binding protein 1 homolog (gene nob1). Lineage: Eukaryota; Metazoa; Chordata; Amphibia; Anura; Pipidae. Gene Ontology annotation, molecular function: RNA endonuclease activity. The record is from RefSeq and is marked provisional. Gene Ontology annotation, cellular component: preribosome, small subunit precursor; nucleus. Gene Ontology annotation, biological process: maturation of SSU-rRNA; ribosomal small subunit biogenesis.